Molecule: messenger RNA, 4159 nt
Organism: Amphibalanus amphitrite
Lineage: Eukaryota; Metazoa; Arthropoda; Thecostraca; Balanomorpha; Balanidae
Product: far upstream element-binding protein 1-like
Exons: 11
Coding region: 138-2216 (692 amino acids)
Biological process (GO): regulation of DNA-templated transcription
Cellular component (GO): nucleus; cytoplasm
Molecular function (GO): mRNA binding
Source: RefSeq, a predicted model, not a curated record
GUUGUGCGCGUGCGUGGGACCGGCAUUGGAUGCCCAUUGCGUUAUGUCUGUAGAACAUCUGUGAAGUCUUAGCAACUUUUAUAGGAACUCUAUCUUCGUUGUUUUUGGGCAGGGAGAAUAGCAGAUCAAAUACAGAAAUGGAGUGGUUGCCUGCUUGUGACUCUGCAGACAUGCAGAGUCAAUCUCAGAUUGCUGCUCUUGUCAAUCCUGCUGCAGUUGACCCUCUGAAUCAGAAAAGAUUCCACAACUCAGACAUGGAUAUGGGCCCCGACGGUAAGCGGCCGCCGGUGAUGGGCGACCCGUUCGGCGCCGGGCCCGGCCUGGCGGCCAUGCGCGACAACGGCGGCGUCGGUGGCGUCGAGUCUGAGGACAUGACGGUGCCCGACCGGAUGGUGGGCCUCAUCAUCGGCCGCGGCGGCGAGUCCAUAUCGCGGCUGCAGGCCGAGAGCGGCGCCAAGAUCCAGAUGUCUCCGCAGGCCAUGGAGAUGAGCAAUGAGCGGCUGUGCACCCUGACCGGCUCGCGCGCUGCCAUCGAGCGCGCCAAGGAGCUCAUCAACGCCAUCGUGGCGUCACGCGCCAACGAGCGCGACCGAGACCGGAUGAUGGGCGGCGCCGGCGGCCUGGGCGACAUGAUGGUGGGCAGCGGCGACCAGCCCGGCCAGAGUACGGACGAGAUGAUCGUGCCCAGCUCCAAGGUCGGACUCAUCAUCGGCAAGGGAGGCGAAACGAUAAAGCAGCUGCAGGACAAGAGCGGCUCGAAAAUGGUCGUCAUACAGGACGGUAUUUACGCCAACGCCCCCGAGAAGCCUCUCCGAAUCAGCGGCGAUCCGAAGCAGAUCGAGCACGCCAAACAGCUGGUGGUGGAGCUGAUGGCCGAAAAGGACAACUUCUGCCCGCCCGGCGGACGCAUGGGCAGCUUCGGAGGACGCGGCUUCGGCGGCGGCACUACGGCUGAGAUCACCGUGCCGCAGGCAGCCGUCGGCGUGGUGAUCGGAAAGGGCGGAGAGAUGAUCAAGAAGAUCCAGAACGACACCGGUGCCAACAUUCAGUUUCAGCAGAACAUCUCGGGCCGUAACGAGCGCACGGCAACCGUCAGUGGCACGCCCGACCAGAUCGAGCACGCCAAGGUGAUCGUCCAGGAUCUGAUCGAGAGUGUGAUGAAGCGCGACCAGCAGAUGGGCGGCUACGGCGGGGGUCGGAACGGCAACUGGGGCGGGGGCGGCGCCGGAGCCGGCGGCGGCUUCGGCCGCGGUCCGAUGGGCAGGGACGGCAAGCAGGAGAUCAGCUUCCCCGUGCCGGCCAACAAGUGCGGCAUCGUGAUCGGCAAGGGAGGCGAGACCAUCAAGGCCAUCAACAUGCAGUCGGGAGCGCACUGCGAGCUCGACCGCCGGCCGCCGCCCAAUCCCAACGAGAAGAUAUUCCUGGUGAAAGGCAGUCCCGACCAGGUGGAGCACGCCAAACGACUCAUCUGCGAGAAAGUCGGCAUACCGUACGGUCCCGGCGGACCAGGCGGUCCAGGAGGGCCCGGUGGUCCGGGCGGACCGUUCGGCGGUCCCGGCGGUCCCCCGGGCGGACCGGGUGGUCCCGGCGGCUACCCGCCGCAGGGCUGGGGCAACAACUUCCACCAGCCGGGCGUGUGGGGUCAGCAGCAGAACGAGCCGCCCAAGCAGGACAACAGCUGGAACAGCUACUACCCGCAGUACUACGGCGGCCAGGGCACGCAGGCGCCCGGCGCCGCGCCCCGACAGCAGCCGCAGAGCUCACCUGCGACCGGCUCGAACCUGAGCGGUCAGCCGGGUCAGCCCGACUACAGCGCUCAAUGGGCCGAGUACUACCGCAACAUGGGCAUGGUACGUGAGGCAGAGGCCAUCGAGCAGCAGAGCAAGCUGAAGGCGGCCAGCGGCGGCGACCCGGGCGGCGCUCCGGCGGCCGGCGGCGCCGCCCAGCCAGCCGCCAACGGCACUCAGGCCGACUACAGCGCCCAGUGGGUGGAGUACUACCGAUCACAGGGCCUCGUCACCGAGGCGGCCAACCUCGAGCAGCAGAUCAAACUGACAAAGCAGCAGCAGUCUGCGGCGGCGCCGGCGGCCUCCGUGGCGGGCGGCGCGCCGGCCGGCUACCAGCCCCAGCAGCACAGCUUCGCAGGGGCGUACGGCGCCGGCGCGCCCGGUGGCUACGGCCAGUACGGCGCGUACCCGGGCGCCGGCGACAACUAGCGCCGGUCCUCACCGACGGUCACUUGUCUGUAGUGUCGAUACCCGAUGUGCCCCGUUCGCUGAAUACGCUGUCUACCAGUUGUUUUGUUGGUGUAUGAUUUUUCGCUGCGCUAUUCACUCAUCCACCUUUGUCUCUAUCUCUCUGCGCGGGGCGCGGGGCAGCACUUGGCGGCCGGAGGGCGCCGGCCGCCGCCCCGCACCCCGCCCUGGUGUGCGUGUGCUGCUGCCGCUGUUGCUACUGCUGGUGACGCCGCUGUUUUAAUUUGUUGUAACUGUCUGUCCGUCUUUGCCGCGCUGUGCGUUGGCCGGGGCCGGAGGAGCGGCGGCCGCGCGCGGCGCCGUCGCUCCGCGCGGCCCCGGCCGGCCGGCGGCGGCGCGGCUGCCUCUGGCCGCGCGGGCCCCCUCUCCUCGGUGGUGUGUUGUCGGCCGCGCUGCUGCGGCUCGUGUCCUCUGUGCGGGUCACUGUGGGGGAUGGGCGGGGCGCUGUCAGGUGCCGACUCAAUGAGCUGUUUAAAUCUUUGACUCGAUCUCGACAGUGUCGUUCUUGAAAUUGUAUGCCAUCACUAGUGAAUUUGCAUUUCAGUGGUAAAUAAUAUUGAUUUGUCGUGCUUACUGUGGGAUUGCCGUGAAUCUCGUGACGUACUGAGGUGUUGAAAUUGCUUAUGGUAUAGCUAUGUCCCUACAUGUGCAUUGUGGUGCUUAUAUUACACGACCAAAAUAAUGACGCCAACCCUGGGGCGAAUCGUCCCUCACAUCUAAUACGCCUAGCGUACAAAUGACGCGUAUCUUGCGAGGCAUUACGUUCGUCUGCCUCCCAGUGUUAGUGUUGAAUAAUUAAAAUGCGUACAAAGUAGCAAUUGAAACGUCAUCACCCGUUUGCUAUGCGCGGCCGGUGGGCCAAUGUGCAACGUACUGUAUUGCAGUGUUCCAAAUGUAGCGAGAGGGGGGCGCGGGUGCCGGCCGGGAGCCGCGGCCUCACGUACCUGAGCAGGGUAGGCGGGCCCAUCGUCCAGCCGGCUCCGGCCGGCCGGCGCGCUGCCCGCCCCGCCGACGACGUAUAAAACAUGUGUCCCGUAUACUAUUACUUGAGUGUUGUUGAUAUUUUUUCGUAUAUCUCUUAGCGAAAGUUGUCACGUGCCGAGUUCUCAUUACAUAGACGUUGAUUUUUGCCUCAUGCUCGCGCCUGUCUGUUCAGUUGUAUUGAACGGGGUCGGUUUGUUCUGUUUUGGAUAGGCGCGUCUUGCCGACCGCCCCGACCCCUAUAUAUGUCAAUUACCCGUGUGUUUUUGCUGCUGCCGCUGCAUUAGUGUGUCUGCGCUCUGGAUAACAAUGUAUAUGAACAUGCAUAUGGGGUAUUUUUGAUCAAUGCGUAGCGUGACGAUACGAUAUUGGACUUUAGCUCAGGGUCGCGACCGUUCGGAGCCGUGCAGCCGCCGGCGGCGCCGGGCGCUCGUCGCCCGACCACUCGCCUGCCUACUUACCGUGCGAGAGCGAGCGAGCCAGCCGGCCGGCCCACUGCGGCCGUAUAUAUCUAAUAUGCGUGGUGAUCCUGUGCGUGUUGAAACUAGCGAUUGGCACCUGACAGCUGCCCCGGGGUCUUCUGUGAGGUCAUAGUUCGGGUCUUAGUGUGUGCUUAAGUUGAUAACGCUGUAGCGACGACAUCCGUGUGUGUUGUGUUUUUGGACCGUUUUUCUAAGUCUUUCAUACGGAAAAUUUAUGUGCUGUCAUCCAUUCGGUGUUGUAGUGACCGUGCGCGCCCGUGGCCCGCCGCGGCGCGCGCGCGGACCUCUAAUACAGCUCACUCUCUGGCCGUGCGGCGGUACGGCCGGUCCGCCGGCCCGCCCCGCCGGCUCGUCCGGGCGACACGGCCCUGUUGCCGAUUCAGUGUUGUAAGUCUGCACCAUAUUGAAAAAUAAAACUAUACGGAGUGGUUUACGUGAUAA